AGGCGCGGAGGAGAAAUAAGAAUUUUCGCGCCUGUUCUCCCAUUGGCCUGCGCAGCGGCGUGAGUCCUUCUCCGAUUGGCCGCCGCGGCGGCGCAUGGGCGUGAGGCCUGCUCGGAUUGGCCAGCUCGCGGCCGUGGCGGAGAGGCGCGCGCGGGAAGUCAGUCAGUCCGUCCAACGCAGACAUGAACUGCCUGACGGUGCCCGGUGUCCACCCCGGCUCGCCUAGCCGCCCGCGCGGGCAAAUUCAGGUGAUCUUCGGGCCCAUGUUCUCCGGGAAGAGCACGGAGCUAAUGCGGCGGGUGCGGCGGUUCCAGCUCGCUCAGUACCAGUGCCUGCUGGUGAAGUAUGCUAAGGACACACGCUACUGUGUCUCUGGUGUCUCCACACAUGACAAGAACACCAUGGAGGCCCUGCCAGCCUGCCUUCUCAAGGACAUAUACCAGGAGGCGCUGGGCUGUGCGGUCAUCGGCAUUGAUGAGGGCCAGUUUUUCCCAGAUAUUGUGGACUUCUGUGAGACAAUGGCCAAUGCUGGGAAAACAGUCAUCGUUGCUGCUCUUGAUGGGACUUUCCAGAGAAAGGCCUUCGGGAGCAUCCUGAACCUGGUGCCACUGGCAGAGAGCGUGGUGAAGCUGAAUGCCGUGUGCAUGGAGUGCUACCGAGAAGCUUCCUACACAAAGAGGCUAGGAGCAGAGAAGGAGGUUGAAGUAAUUGGAGGAGCAGACAAGUACCAUUCUGUCUGCCGAGCCUGCUACUUCCGCAAGCGGCCUCAGCAGCCUGGGCUGGAAAACAAAGAGAACAUGCCCUUGGGGAUGAAGCAGCUGGACAUGGCCUCCUCCCGGAAGAUCUUUGCUUCUUGACUGCUGGGGUCCCACAUGGGGGAAAAUGAGAGGAAGAAAGCUGAAUCCUGUGGCUCCCAGAUGCCAGAUCUGGCUUCCCCUGCUUUUAGCAAAACUGUUAAGUGUCUUAGUUUUACCUGCCAAGCUGCUGUUCCUCUGCACCAAGGACCAGGAAAGAGGAGGAUCAACUGGACCUGAUGCUGGGGAAGCUGAAGCGGGAGCCUGACCAAAAGUGAGUUCCUUCCUCAGAACAUGGAAAAGAGACAGGUGUAGUUACUGAUGCUGCCACGCAAACAGGUCCUGGAAAACUUCAUAGUAAGCCGGGCUGCAGGGCUUCCAUCGCACGCCAUCGUUCUGGCCUGCUCUCCUGGUCCUCUGCACAUGUUCAGACUGGCACUGGUGGCUGGUUCAUUUGCCUGUGAAUGCAACUGUUUCUUUAUCUGUUGUGUGCUCUUGCUAAACACCAGGUUUCUUAAGACCACAGUAUUUUAAACCCGCUUCCUUUUUUAAUGCAGUCUGAGGAGAUAACCUGUUCCUUGUCGUAGAGCCAUGACACAGCUUUUCAACUGACACACAGAGCAGCAGCCUGCCCUGUAGCAGUCCCUUCGAAUGAUUGUGCAUGGCCUGCCUCUUUGCUGUUAUGCUCACUGUAACUGUCUUGCAAAUUUUUGUUGAAACAGAAGUUGGCAGGGGGAGAAAGGCUUGACUUGAUAGCCUGACAGUAGGCUCUUCCUAGUUUUUGAGCUUUAAAAGGGCUAGUAGUAGUCUGUGUAGUAAGACAAAGUCCUUCUGGAACAACUAGACUUCACUUCAGGAAGAGCCUCCUCUCCAAAUUCAGGGUGUCUUUGCUUAGGUUCAAGCUUGGUGCUGCCACUUUAGUGCUUAGUUAUCUGUGAAGGGUUUGGAGGCUCAGGAUUCAGUGGUAAGGGUUUGGGCUACUGUUUCUGUGAAGAUCCAGCUACUUGGAAACUCAGCUCUAGUCAUGUAUCUUGCUCCCUGCUGAGCCUUCUGAAAAUUCUUGAGGCUGAUUCUUCUUCCACUCUAAGUGGACUGAAGGAUCCUCUUCCCCCUUUGCUUGACUUGGCUUCUGGAAGGGGUUUAGUUUUGGUUUUUUUCUUUCCCCCUUACUGCAAAAGUGCUUUUCCCUGAAAGCCAGCCUCCACAAGCUCCAAGCAGUAGCUCUUGGUUGUGGCCAGGUCACAUCUCCAUGUGCAAAUGCACUGCUCUGUUUGCCUGCACCCUCCAGCCAGGAAGAGCCACCUCCCCAGAAGGUUACAAGAGCCAUCUUGAAAACCCAUGCUGUUUGUUAUUUGAAGUAGUGACAGUUAUAGUACCCACAAGGACUUGAUUGCCAGGCAUGGGCUUUCCCCUUGGGGGGGUGGGGGUGGAGGGAAGGCAGCACUGCUACUGGUUUUGGCUAAUAAAUAACUUAAUGAAA
Molecule: messenger RNA, 2274 nt
Organism: Phalacrocorax carbo (great cormorant)
Lineage: Eukaryota; Metazoa; Chordata; Aves; Suliformes; Phalacrocoracidae
Source: RefSeq, a predicted model, not a curated record